Messenger RNA from Bufo gargarizans (Asiatic toad), 4310 nucleotides. It is a transcript of the gene MMP16, whose product is annotated as matrix metallopeptidase 16. Gene Ontology annotation, molecular function: metalloendopeptidase activity; zinc ion binding. The transcript is spliced from 10 exons. The record is from RefSeq and is a predicted model, not a curated record. Gene Ontology annotation, biological process: extracellular matrix organization; collagen catabolic process; proteolysis. Gene Ontology annotation, cellular component: extracellular matrix. Bases 170 to 1981 code for a protein of 603 amino acids. NCBI's taxonomy places the organism in Eukaryota, Metazoa, Chordata, Amphibia, Anura, Bufonidae.
UGAGCUCAGAGGGAAGCAGGGAGGCAGGCUGGGCACACAGGCCUCUCUCCUCCACCCCUGGCAGCUGGCUAUGAAUGAUGCCCCUGUGCCCCUGUGGAGCCCCUCUCAUGCCCGGCCAGUGAUCGUGCACUUGCUGAAGGACGAGGAGACGGACUGCUGAGGGCUCACCAUGGUCUGGAUCAGGGCGCUGGAUUUCUCCCAUUCAUUGGUGCUUUUUGGGCAAGCCUUGCUUUGGAUUGUAUGUGCUGUGUCUGCAGAGCGGCAGUAUUUCAAUGUAGAGGGUUGGCUGCAAAAAUACGGCUACCUUCCACCAUCAGACCCCAGAAUGUCGGUAUUGCGCUCUGCGGAGACCAUGCAGUCUGCUAUCGCUGCUAUGCAGCAAUUCUAUGGCAUUAAUGUUACAAAAUCAGUUGACAAGUACACACUUGACUGGAUGAAGAAACCACGAUGUGGUGUGCCAGACCAGAAAAGUGGUAUUUCCAGAUUCAGCGUCCGCCGAAAACGUUAUGCCUUAACUGGGCAGAAGUGGAACCACAAGCAUAUCACAUACAGUAUAAAGAACGUCACUCCAAAAGUGGGAGACACAGAAACACGUAAAGCCAUUCGCCGUGCCUUUGAUGUUUGGCAGAAUGUAACUCCAUUGACAUUUGAAGAAGUUCCAUACCAUGAGUUAGAAAAUGGCAAGCGGGAAGUGGACAUUACUAUCAUCUUUGCUUCAGGUUUCCAUGGGGAUAGCUCACCAUUUGACGGAGAGGGGGGAUUUUUGGCUCAUGCUUAUUUCCCAGGACCUGGAAUAGGAGGAGAUACACAUUUUGACUCAGAUGAACCGUGGACUUUAGGAAAUCCAAAUCAUGACGGAAAUGACCUAUUUCUGGUCGCAGUACAUGAACUGGGUCAUGCAUUGGGACUGGAACACUCCAAUGACCCCACUGCAAUAAUGGCUCCUUUUUACCAGUACAUGGAAACUGACAACUUCAAGCUACCUACUGAUGACUUACAGGGAAUUCAAAAAAUAUACGGUCCACCUGAAAAGAUCCCUACACCAACAAAACCUCUUCCUACAGUGCCACCACAUCGGCCAAACCCACCAGCAGAUCCUCGCAAGAAUGACAGACAACCUCGACCUCCCAGACCUCCAAAUGGGGGAGACAGGGCCACCUAUCCAGGAGUUAAGCCUAACAUCUGUGAUGGCAACUUCAACACCCUGGCUAUAUUACGCAGGGAGAUGUUUGUCUUCAAGGAUCAAUGGUUCUGGAGAGUUAGAAAAAAUAAAGUAAUGGAUGGAUAUCCUAUGCAGAUAAGUGUCUUCUGGAGGGGACUGCCACCAAGUAUUGACGCGGUCUAUGAAAAUAGUGAAGGAAACUUUGUUUUCUUUAAAGGUAACAAAUACUGGGUAUUUAAAGAUACAACAUUACAACCUGGUUAUCCUCACGACUUGAUACAUUUAGGACACGGUAUUCCACCUCAUGGGAUAGACACUGCAGUUUGGUGGGAAGACGUCGGGAAGACCUAUUUUUUCAAAGGUGACAGGUACUGGAGAUAUAAUGAAGAAAUGAGAGUUAUGGAUCCUGGUUACCCCAAAUCAAUUACAAUAUGGAAAGGAAUACCAGAAGCACCUGAAGGGGCUUUUGUCGACAAGGAGAAUGGCUUCACUUUCUUCUAUAAAGGCAAAGAAUACUGGAAAUUCCACAAUCAGAGACUGAAAGUAGAACCCGGAUACCCACGGUCAAUUCUUAAAGAUUACAUGGGAUGUGAGACUUCAGUUGACCGAGAUAAAGAUCAAACCAGUACUCAAGACGAUGUAGACAUUGUCAUGAAGCUCGACAACACAGCCAGCACUGUGAAAGCCAUAGCUAUUGUAAUCCCUUGUAUUCUGGCCCUGUGCCUCCUUGUCUUGGUUUACACCGUUUUUCAAUUCAAAAGGAAAGGAACACCCCGCCACAUACUGUACUGUAAACGCUCUAUGCAAGAGUGGGUGUGAUGUAGGGUUUCUUAUUGUAGAAAUUUGAGGUUAUUCGAGAUACAUCAGAGCUAUUAUGCUGUUCCCUAGCGUGACACAGGCAUCUGCGGGCCAGGGUCAUAUCGCUGAUCUUUAAAUCCAAGAGGUUUUGUGUCCUGCACUUGAGUGGGGAUUCAAUCAUCUGGGGAGCUUCCAUGAAAUACAGUUUCUACCGUUCCUCCAGUUUUUGUAUUUCUUUGUCAUUCAGUUUUAGGCCUUUCCUCUGCACUUUGGAUGCAAACUUUGUGUCCAGAAAUGACAUCAAGGAGGUAGAAUAAAUCCUGAAAUAAUUAAUUUUGCUUUCAAAUUAAUCUAGUUUUCAAUACUGCAGAUCCUCUUUGAAAAGUUUUAUUGCUGCAAUUUGCAAGCAUCAAAUAACAGAAGAAUCACCCAAAAUGAACCUUCAAGAGACUGUGAAGACCCAAAACAGCUUUGUUUCCAAAGAGGAUUGAUUCUCUGUCUGCUAUGGCUAGAUGCCCACAACUGAAUUUGUGGGAGAACAAUAUGCUGAGGGACCUUGAGACUGUUUGGACAGACUUUUUUUUUUCCAACAAACAAGGGGCCAAAUUAUCUGCAAUACAGUAACAGCCUUAAUGAUACAUUCAUUUUGUGUUUUAUACAACUUUUUCUGAGCUUUGUCCAAAAUGUUUUGAACACAUUUUUAGUCAUUAAUGUACUGAACUAAAACUUUUUUGCUUUAUUUUUUUUUUAUUUUCACAUCAUAACAUUUGAUUAACUGCCUAAGGCACUUACUAGGUCUGACAGGAACAAUCAUUUGGAACCUUGGUGGGAAGUGGAACGUCUCCAAAGUGCAUUGCUAUAGGCUGUGGCAAAAUGGCAGUCCUGUGACAAAAAAUGCAACAAUGGUUAUGACUCUGUAACUCAUUCUUAAAUUCCAAUGGACUGGGCUUGUUUGUCGGUUGAAUGAUAUGAACGUGCACAAUAACUAAAUAAGAGUUUAAGAAAACUUUAAAGAACUUGGCAUUUGGAUAAAAUAAUGUCCACUCUGGAAAGAUUCUAAAUUGUAUUUUAUUGUAGAGGGUAAAGAUAUAAAGAAGGAUAUAGAUAUAGAAAUGGAGAUAGAAUUUGUUAUAACCAGUGGUAGGUAGGACAAGGCUGUGGAGCAAAACUGUUGCACAGAAUUCUGAAUUGCCUUACAUGUUUCAAUCUGGUCACAAGUACUGUCAAUACCAGGGGGAGAUCUAAAUUGCAUUGCAUGUUUACUAUAGUUUUCCAAGGGCAAGGAGGUGAUGGAACCUCAGCAGAGUAGGAGGAGCACCACCAAAUCAUUUUCUUCUUGUCAAACGUAUUACAUUUAUCUGAACAUCUAAUCUCCAGCAUUAGGUCCUUUUUAUGUAAUUUUUUUUUUGUGUUCCUAGAGGAAAGUCAGUGAGUGACGUCUCUAUGGAAGUUAUUACAGCUGCUUUUUGCAGUAUUAUGCUUUUUACAAGCUCUAUGCUAUAAACAUGAAGGGUGUAGUGAAUGCAGUUGUAGUGUGGUCAGCUGGCUUCAUCCUAAAGUCAGCAUCUGUGGAAACAGUAUGCCUUUAUCCCAAAUCAUGUCCUGUCGACUGUCAUGACUUAAACUUUGUCGUUUUAUAAAAAAGCUUGCCGUGUAAGACAGAGCUCUUUGUGCCCUCCGACCUUUAGCGUAUGUUAAGCAAGAGAAACGUAUACUUAAGAUGUAUGGCGAAUGCAAGUUGUAAAUGAAUGACCAUUUAUAAAUUAGGUUUGUCUAGUAAAUUUAUAAGACAUAGGGUGUGCGCAUAUAUUCACAUUUCAAGAUAGCAUUUUUUUUUUUAUUCAAGAGUACCUGUACUUGAAUAUAAAAAAAAAUAUGUAUAUGACUAGGUGGAAUAAUUUGCACACAAAUGUGUAUGUGGGCAUACAGUAUGUAGCACAUUGUAUUGCUGCCCCAUCCCUGAAAUGUUACUUAGUGGAGACAACCAUAGGCUUACGGCGACCUUUCUACUCUAUUUUUACCCACCUUCAGAAUUGCAUCACGCACAUUUCGUAGAGAAAUAUUUAUGGCAAGUAAAGUAGUGGCAAACAAACUGUACUUCAAUUAGGGGUUAGGAGAGACCCCAUUACUGUCCCACAAUGUGUAUGAACAAUUGCACCUCUUUUUUGCAACAGUAUGUUAAUAAAGCUUUCCCACCACACAUAUUGAUAGCACAUUGCUGUCAAUGUUGUAGUUAAGGCUACUUUCACACCAGCGUUUUCAAUUCCGCUAUUGAGAUCUGUCAUAGGAUCUCAAUAGCGGAAUUGAAAAGGCUUCCUCAUUCAUUGUCAAUCGGGACAAACUACUGAAC